GUAGGGGUAAAAAGGUGGACGAGAGCCACGCUCUGCCGGCGCGUACUACUACGAUCUGGCACUCAGAUUCGCGGUGCUAGUCAUUGGGCGUCGAGACGCCGCGUCGUGCGAGCUAUUCCAGCUCUGUCUCGUGUCUGAUCUCAUAUAAAUAUCGUUAAAUUACUACUCAAAGUUGUAAAGUGCAUUUCCUUAUUUUCUUAUUCACUUACUUACAGUAAGUCACUAAGUUCUUUGCCACGUGGAUCCUGUAUUUUUUAUGGGAAAUUUUAAUUGCUCAGUUGUCGUGAAAGUGAGUGGAUUGAAAGGAGAAUGAGUUGGCUGGUGCAAGUGCCGAACACGAUGACGACAUGGAGAAUUACACUAACAUUAUCAUUGAGAUAUAAAAAAUAAUAACGUUGAUGUUGAGUUUUAUUAAUAAAACUUGUGAUAGUGAAUUGAAAUAUAUAUAAUAAUGGAAGUGUGUAUGAUGGUAGAGUCCUGAAGAAGAAAUUGAGCCAUGUCACGUGUCGUAAUUACCUUGGCACGUUCCAAGCAAUUGACGCUAUCGCGUCAUGCACUUCACUUCCAUUUACCAUCGCUGCUAUUAGUGUUAUUGUUUAUACUAAUCGCGACAAAUUUUGUCGCCGCUAGUGAAUUUCCCGAAAGAGAAUGCUGCGAUCCUAUUUAUCCGAUACCAGAGCCAACUAGCAAAGCACCAUCGGUUCCUACUCCCACUGGCAGAAGUGGUCCAAAUAUCAAGACUGCAGUGGCAAUUCUCAAUUGUCUAUUCGCACGACAAUUGUGUUUCGAAGACCCGUCUUGCAGUGCCAUUCUAGAAAUUAUCCCUCGAGUCUGUGGCCCAGAACUCGUGGCGUGCUCAACAGUGACUGUAACUAAGUGUCAGGCGGCACUGAAAACUUUGCAAGCAUUUUCCUUUUUUCGACCCACGUGUCUCUGCAAGGAGCCCCAUGUCGACCCUGAAUGCAACAGUUUUCAAAAUUUUCUUUUUGAUCAUCCAUGUAUAUAUGUUCUCAAAAAAGAUAAGGAUCCAUAUCCAAUAGACGCACUAUUAACUUGCAAUCAUGCUUUAAGUGUUUGUCAACGUGCAAAACCGUGUUUCAAACUUUACGAGGAUUUUAAAGCCAGUUGUAAGAUACGAGAAAAUAAAUGCAAAAUGGAGAGUCGAGAAGCUUGUCACGAUGCCUGGACACAAUUGCGGUUGUCGCCGAUGUUCGGGUGCAUUUGUCCGGGAAAUCAAAUAAAAAAACGCUGCGAUAAAAUAUUUUCCGCAGUUAAUCAUAAUCCAUGUGUUGACUUUCUGCCCUCCUCCGCGUCCUUAGACUUAUCAGGAACGGACUCGGCCCUAUAUCCGUUCGACCCCCAGCAGGAGAACUUUCAAGAGAUCUGGUUGCCCCCGACCAGUAUGUACCCCUAUUUUUUAUUCCCCGCGACUGCGCGCACUUACAGCUACAGUAACAAUAAUGACGAUCACGAUCACGAUCGUCAUCGUCAUGGUCACUAUGGCCUACCAGAAAUGCCUGGUAGCGUCGAAACAGACAGACACAAAAUAGGUGUCUACCGAUCGUACGAUCCUCAAUCAAACGAAGACCGUACGAAUUCGGGAUUAGCUGGCUCCCACGAGGAUCAUAAAAAUAUUGGGGGUUCUUCCUCUUCUUCUUCUUCUGCUUCUUCUUCCCUUUCAAACGAACCCAAGCAUGCAAACAACGGCACUGAGCAUGAUCUCGAAAGGCACAAAUUCGAUCGCGGUAAUGAGCACUAUCAGCACCAUCACCACCACAACCAAAAUCACAAUCAUCGGCACCGCGAUCGUCACCACUAUGAUAACCGUCCCGAUGCACCAUCACAACCAUCACCUGUUCCUGCACCACCACUACCACCAUCAUCAUCAAUACCACAGCCUGCAUCGCCUGCAAUUCAGAACGAGAAAGUACCUGCACAAUCGGCACCAGCACUAAGACCUGGCACCAAUCGUUUUGCACCGAGACCUACUUACGAGCAUGGGGCUGUUGUUGUCGACCGGAUUGACGACGACUUCGGUCUGCCUAUUGAUCGACUUUUUGAUCUUCGUGAAGCCUUUGAGGGCUUCAUUGCUCAAGUGAAAAUCAUCUCCCAUCCCGACAACACGACGAGCUUCGAAAUCAUCGAGUCGCAAUUGGAAAACCCGCUGAUUGACGCUGAUCAUCAGGAUCUUCAUGCCCUAAAGCAGCUGGCUCUGCCGGGAUUCAGGCAUCGACCGCAUCAUCGAAGAAAUCAUUCAACUGAUGAUGAUGAUUCGGCGAUUGAUAUCGAGAAGAUUCAUCAACCUGUCAAACUGAUACUGUCGAGUACGUGUCAUCAAGCUUAUUCGAUGUGUCGAAAUGAUUCAGAAUGCAGAGGAUUAUUUCAGCCGAUACUGAAUCACUGCGAUGCUUCAAGCUGUGCUCGUAAUGAGUGUAUGAAUGCAUUGCAGAAUUUCUACAAAAAAGCUAAUGAUAGUCACUCGAUGGAGAUUGCUUUUUGUCUCUGCAAAAAAACUCAAGACAAAGAUGACGAGUGUAUUGUGGCCCAAGAAAAGAUGCAUCCAGUCUGUGCGCAAGGUCAUGAUCUCUCCGAGCUUCCAACCUGUCACAGCUUAGCAUUAGCGUGCCGUGAGGAUAACCUAUGCAGAAAUAAAUUGGAACACUAUGAGCAGAGUUGUGCAGUGGAUAGCGUGACGAAAAAAUGCGCGGGUCCGCCUGCUGACUGCAGAAGAGCAAUGCUAGGUAUUCUUGGCACGGAACUGAGAUCCAAUUGUGCUUGUAAGGGCACUGACCUUACGCAGUUGUAUGAUUGUUUGGGAUGGCAGAGAUUACUUUGGGUUAAUCCUUGUGUUGUCGAGUCACAAAAAGAUUUCCAUGCCCGUAAAAAACAUCGCCAUCAUUCCAAUAUGCGUCCAACUACAACGCUAAUGUCCACUGAUACCUGGGGUACAUCAGCAACAUUUUUGGCAAUCACACCAUUAAUUACCGAUAGUGUUGAAGACGAUAAUGUUAUACCAGAGGUCACUAAAAAAUCAACGACUCAGCCAACGAUGAAUGACGUCGAUACAUUUAGUGUUAGCAGCAGUAUUAUUUUAAGCACACCGAGUACAACAAGUACUACUAUUGUAAUUACAACUCCUUCAACAACAACUACAAGCACACCACCACCACGUUUUUGUGUGUUUCAAAGACCGAGGCAAAAUCAUCAGUACAUACGCGAGGGCAAAGGAAAAAGACUCUAUCGUGACAACGAGCCAGAAUGCUCGGAUCUGUGCCAGUGUGGAGAGGGUGUAACGCUUGUCUGCAACACGAUUUGUGUCCAGCCAUCACCCUGUAAGACACCCUUUGCUUUUUACAAUCAUGCAGCCCCAGCUUACCAAGCUUUCCGAGGUCGAUGUUUGUGUUACAGCGGUCGUUUUAUAUGUAUGCGACCUUCUCCCGAAACUUACAAUAUUCCUCAUGGGGUCUUCAUGUUUCUUGGAUACAGCGAAACAGACGAGGAUUUCAUGAAAACUUACAACAAUUUAACUGUGCUGGACGCGGUUAACUCACUUGACAGCUUUAUGCGUGAAGAAGCUAACAAUAAGACUAUGUGUACCCUCUUUUUAUACAACGUCACGCAAGAGAAUGUAAUAGCAGUGGCGCGACUCGGUGGAAAUAAUCCACCGCCUAAUAGCAGUCAAGCACAGAGCUUACAGCACCUGCUGCGCAUCAAGGAGGAAUGCGGUGCAAUGCUCCAAGACUUGAGUGAUAAAAUAAACAACAAACACCAAGAGGUUCACACUCAUCCCCUUCUAUCCAUCUUCAAAAUGGCCGAAGUUGAGGUGAAAUUGCCUGAAGGCAACGGAGCAACAACAAUUGUAAUAAAAAUGUCUCCAUUUAAAUUAAUAUUUAUUUUACUUACGACAACACUCAUACAGUGUAUCUUAUUAACAACUUUUAAUCACAAUCACCUCAAUAAUGGCUUCACUUCGUGACAGAGAACGUAGUAGACCCCAUUAUAAAUGUUGUAUUGAACAAACGCAACAGGAGGUCCAUAUGAUCUCGAGUUAUUCUACGAAUCUGUACAACAAAGUAAAGCUUGAGGAGCAAUUUAUAGUAAAAAUGUAUAAAGUUCAUUUUUAUUUGUUAAGUAUGUCUGGUAAUUAACGUACGAAUGGAGGGUGAAAUAAAUCAUCGUUAUGUAAUUUUUUUUUUUUU
Molecule: messenger RNA, 4199 nt
Organism: Microplitis mediator
Lineage: Eukaryota; Metazoa; Arthropoda; Insecta; Hymenoptera; Braconidae
Gene: Gfrl
Exons: 18
Coding region: 497-3976 (1159 amino acids)
Biological process (GO): nervous system development
Cellular component (GO): signaling receptor complex; external side of plasma membrane
Molecular function (GO): signaling receptor activity
Source: RefSeq, a predicted model, not a curated record